AUGGCUUUAGCAUCGGCGUCAAGUAUGUGUUCAAACACUGGUACUUCAAAAGCUCUCUCAUACUUCACAGCCUCCUUUCCAGUUUUCCUGAUUAUUUUACCUAUUCCUGGAAACUUUCUCGUCUGUUUGACCAUCAUAAAAGAUCCCUUUAGGAACUUGAAAGCGCCUUUUAACUAUUUCCUAUUUUUAAGUCUUGCGUCCACUGAUCUGGUUGUGGGAAUGAUUAUGGAUCCCGUGUCAGUUGCUUUUCACAUCAGUGAAGGGCUUCAACUAAAUAUCGUAGAUAUCAAAAUCUUGCACAUUUUAUACUUUAUUUUGUGCACGGCGUCUAUUUUAAUACUCAUGGCACAUACCGUGGACAGAUAUGUGGCCGUAUCAUCGCCAGUGAAGUGA
Molecule: messenger RNA, 393 nt
Organism: Pocillopora meandrina
Lineage: Eukaryota; Metazoa; Cnidaria; Anthozoa; Scleractinia; Pocilloporidae
Source: the annotation of a GenBank genome assembly